Molecule: messenger RNA, 1157 nt
Organism: Heterocephalus glaber (naked mole-rat)
Lineage: Eukaryota; Metazoa; Chordata; Mammalia; Rodentia; Bathyergidae
Gene: Mrpl15
Product: mitochondrial ribosomal protein L15
Biological process (GO): translation
Cellular component (GO): mitochondrial large ribosomal subunit
Molecular function (GO): structural constituent of ribosome
Source: RefSeq, a predicted model, not a curated record
GCGCGGCAGCUGCCGUAAAGCAGCCUUCCGAGACCACGUGGCCUCCAAUGCGGCUUCCGGCGUCCUAGAAGUCCUGGGGCUUGUGGGUCAUGGCGAGCUCACUGCAGGGUGGUGGGGCCCGGUCCCUGGACCUGCUCCGGUCAUUGCCGCGUGUGAGCCUGGCCAACCUAAAGCCCAACCCCGGCUCCAGGAAACCGGAGAGACGGCCGAGAGGUCGGAGAAGAGGUAGAAAAUGUGGCAGAGGCCAUAAAGGAGAGAGGCAAAGAGGAACCAGGCCCAGACUGGGCUUUGAGGGAGGCCAGACUCCAUUUUACCUCCGAAUCCCAAAAUACGGAUUUAAUGAAGGACACAGCUUCAGACGUCAGUAUCAGCCUUUGAGUCUCAAGAGACUGCAGUAUCUUAUUGAUUUGGGUCGAGUUGAUCCUACUGAACCUAUUGACUUAACCCAGCUUGUCAAUGGGAGAGGUGUGACCAUCCAGCCAUUUAAAAGGGAUUAUGGUGUCCAGCUGGUUGAGGAGGGUGCUGACACCUUUAAGGCGAAAGUUAAUAUUGAAGUACAGUUGGCUUCUGAAGUAGCCAUUGCUGCAAUUGAAAAAAAUGGUGGGGUGGUUACUACUGCCUUCUAUGACCCAAGAAGUCUGGGAAUUGUGUGCAAACCUGUCCCAUUCUUUCUACGUGGACAACCCAUUCCAAAACGAAUGCUCCCACCUGAAGAGCUGGUACCAUAUUAUACUGAUGCAAAGAACCGAGGUUACCUGGCGGAUCCCAGCAAAUUUCCUGAAGCAAGACUUGAACUUGCCAGGAAGUAUGGUUAUAUCCUACCUGAUAUCACCAAAGAUGAACUCUUCAAAAUGCUCAGUACUCGAAAGGAUCCAAGGCAGAUUUUCUUUGGUCUUGCUCCUGGAUGGGUGGUAAAUAUGGCAGAUAAGAAAAUUCUAAAGCCUAUAGAUGAGGAGCUCCUCAAAUACUAUAGCUCAUGAAUUUCCUUCCAGGAAAGCAGAGUGGUGAAGAGUACCAGAAAAGGACUGAACCAUGGAUUUCCCAAAUGUAUAGUACUUUUCCAGGGUUGAUGUUAACUGUCACUAUAAUCAUGUCUUUUGUACAUUCAUCUAAAAUGAAAAUAAAAUGCAUAAGCAAGGACUGCAUAGGGGAACUGA